CACUACGCGUAGAGCUUGAAUUUUAGUCAAUAUGAUAUCCAGACAGCUGGGGUUAUCCAUUGCCGACGCCGAUUCGCCUGGAGAAUAUGCCACAGCAAGAUCAAACUUCUCUUAUAGGAAAGGGGCUCACGAUGUAGUUGCAGACGCCUCAAGAAGUAAAAUUACCUUGCGAAACAAUGCAAACGAAGGUAGUUCUUCUAAGGACAUCAGUCGUACAAGUAAAAGUAGCUGCGGUUUGCUGGAAGAAGAUAGUAUAUACGUGACGGUGGGGGAUAUGAAAGAAAAUAAAGGUUACCUAACCACGUACAUUGACUACAAGGUUGAAGUAAGGGAGGACAGGCCAGAUGCGGAUCCAGUAGUGUGCUGUCGGCGGCGGUAUUCUGAAUUCGAAUGGCUUAAAGACCGCUUGCGGGGAGAGAAACCUUUGUUUAUCAUACCGG
Messenger RNA from Sphaeroforma arctica JP610, 440 nucleotides. RefSeq lists its product as hypothetical. The annotation marks the transcript as partial. Lineage: Eukaryota; Ichthyosporea; Ichthyophonida. The transcript has a single exon. The record is from RefSeq and is a predicted model, not a curated record. Gene Ontology annotation, molecular function: phosphatidylinositol binding.